AUGGGAUCGGAACGUCGAGGAGUUGUGGACGUUUUACUUCUUUUGUUGUUUAUUAUACCGACGUUCUACAAGAACGACGAUCGUUAUGCUGAUGCCACAGAUCCUCAGAUAUUUCGAGCUUCGAUCACUUCUGAUGUUACGGGUGAUAUUUGUGAACUGAUUCAAGAUCAACCAAAGUGA
Anisakis simplex (herring worm) is the source of this 180-nucleotide messenger RNA. NCBI's taxonomy places the organism in Eukaryota, Metazoa, Nematoda, Chromadorea, Rhabditida, Anisakidae. The record is from the annotation of a GenBank genome assembly.